UGAGAGUGAGGCAGACGGUAUCACUCUUUCCCGUGUCAGUAAAGACCGAAUGGUAACGUCUUAGCCGUCUCCAUUUUAUUAAGGCAACUGAUUAAUAUUUACCGUUUCUACUGGCUCGUAUAAGACAUGGACAUCCUUUAGAAUGAUCAAAAUGAAAGGGACUCGGAGAAGGACCGUUUGAAAGGGUAUACUAAGACAAAGAAUUCGGGAGGAUUACGCAAAGUGCCGCUGCCAGAGACAUUGAGUCUUACAUAAACCUAAUGGGUCAUCUAAAUGUUGGUCAUGGAUAUGCUUCCUUCGGCCAAGAUCAAGAAAUUCAUCAUCAGCACUGACGUCGAUGUGUUAAAAUCAGCUAUCAACUUUCUCUUUCGUCGGUUGCUCACUAAUUUUGAGACUCGUGAUUUCAAAACAACCCCAACGAACUCAUUCUGCAGACAAUGGAUGCUGGCAUUCAAAACCACACAGAACAUUAUCUGCACGACCCCUCCAACCCGACCGCACCGGGAUUGUGUGCUGAAAUGCUCGGGGUUGCGGACGAGGCUUGCCGGGCUGGGGACUUCGAUCUGGCCGCGGAGAUCUAUACCUCUCAGCUCGCCGAGCUCGAACACCCUGACCGUGGCCUCUGCCUGCGGAAAGCUGACGCUCUAGCCCGUGGGGGACGCAUAGCCGAUGCGCUGGACUCGUAUUGCGUUGCUGCAAACCUCCAGGCACUGAGACCCGAUGAACUGCAGAUUUUAGUUGAAGUUAUAGCACAUACGAUACGCACUAAAGAGCAGAGUGACAGGAAGACAAUAAGCGGGGGCUCUACCUUUGAAAGCAGAUGUUUUGAGAGUGAUGAGUUAGACGAUGAACAGAACUUGGACUUGUUUUCAUGCCACGUUUGCAAGUGCUUAUUGACGGAACCAACGUCCUUGGUUUGUGGACACACUUUUUGUAAGUGCUGUCUGGAAGAUGACCUUUCAAAAGAGUGCAGAAGCUGCCGUUUAAAACCCAACAAAUCACCCAGAGAAUUUACUUUGGGCGGACUCAGAGUAAAUGUUAUUGCCAGUGGCUUGAUUGAAAAAUGGUUCAAUUCGGAAAGCAAAGCGAGACGAUACUGGUUGGAAGGGGAAGGUCUUUGGAAAAAACAGGACGUAUCCAACGCUAUACUGAAGUUCAACAAGGCAAUUGAACUAGAGCCCUGCAUAUGUCAGCUCCUGGCUCGGCGGGCAGAGCUGCUCAUGGAAAUGAAGAAUUUUGGCCAAGCCAUCAAGGAUGGGGACACCAUGUGCCUACUCCGUCCCCAGUGGCCAAAGGCUCACUACAUUAAGGCUACAGCGUUUAGGAGCACUGGCCGCAAUGAGGAGGCUCUACAAGAGUAUUUUUACUGUUUGGCUCUGAAAUUUGACUGGAUUGCUGUAAAACUGGAGGCCCAAAAGAUCCUGAGUCAUAUGUUCUCUUCGGUCUUUGCAAAUAAUGGUCUGGCCACGUCCAUGCAGCCCCUUCCAGUUGGAUCCACCUCUCGUAUCAAACCUUCAUCCCUCCUAAGCUCUCUUCACUCCUCUCUUCCUAGAGAUGGAGUCAAAGCAGGCUGCUCCAAGGAAGCAACACUCAAUUGCAGCAAGUUCAAAGAUGAGAACUCUUCUAUUUUACAAAGAUCUGAAAAUGUGAACUCUGUUGGCCUCAGUUCACUUUUUGUUCAGCCAGUCCUAAAAAGGAAAUGGACCGAAGAUGUUAAGGCCUUUGAGCCACCCAGAAAACAGCUUAAAGAAGAUAAGGCAUCUUCACGUAAAAUUCUCCCUACUUUUUCUGGGGGGAGGCAAGUUCAGUCACAGCUUUUGGACAGUGCAGAUUUUGAAUGUUCUCUCUGCAUGAGACUAUUUUAUGAGCCUGUCACAACACCCUGUGGACACACAUUCUGCCUCAAGUGUUUGGAGCGCUGUUUGGACCACAACCCAAACUGUCCCCUGUGCAAGGAGAACCUCUCCGAGUACCUGGCUACUAGAGCAUACAACAAAACUCUUCUAAUAGAAAAAUUAUUGCAGCACUUUUUUUGUGAUGAGCUAGCAGAAAGACGAAAAGUACAUGAAGAAGAGAUGAAAGAAUUGUCAAACUUGAACCAGGAAGUGCCCAUCUUUGUUUGCACUAUAGCAUUUCCUACUGUUCCCUGCCCACUGCACGUUUUUGAGCCUCGGUACAGGCUUAUGAUUCGCAGAUCAAUGGAAACAGGAACCAAACAGUUUGGCAUGUGCAUUGCUGAUGAACUAAAUGGGUUUGCUGACCACGGCUGUAUGCUGGAGGUGAGGGAUGUCAAAUUAUUUCCUGAUGGACGCUCUGUGGUGGACACCAUAGGCAUUGCUCGUUUCAGAGUGGUCACUCACGGCCAGAGAGAUGGAUACAACACAGCCAAGAUUGAAUACUUGGAGGAUAAAAAGGUUGAAGGAGAGGAGUUCACUGAGCUCCUGAAGUUGCAUGACUCUGUGUAUGAUCAGGCCUUGGGCUGGUUCACCUCCCUUAAAGAUGAUAUGAAGAACCAAAUCAUCAGCCACUUUGGGCAGCUGCCUGUCAAAGACUCUGACCCACAGGAUAAUCCCAAUGGUCCUGCAUGGUGUUGGUGGCUGUUGGCUGUGCUGCCGCUUGAAAACAAAGCCCAGCUUACCAUCCUCGCCAUGAAUGCUCUUAAGGAUCGGCUGAUCGCCAUCCGCAGGGUCCUCAUUUUUGUAACUCGCAAGCGCCCUCGAUGAUAAAUGAGGUCUAAAUGAGAUCAUCAACAUCAACCCUUAGUUUGGGAAUGCUGAUUUAGGCUGGGGUUACUGACGUUUCUUCUAGUAGCCAUCUUGUUCUGUCAUUGCAGCACGCAACCCCCACCAGUUAGUUACCUAAGUUUUAUUUAGGUCAGGUGCAGUCAAACCAUUUACCAGUUUAACAGUAGCAUCAAACUUUAAAACAGUGGGAAGUUUUUUUUAAGCAUCUUUGGUCCUUUAAAAUAACACCUGUUUUGUCCUAGGUAUAGUGUACGACUGACCAAAUGCUUCACAUGGGCUUGCAAAUAUCAAAACUGGCGUACAUGUGCUUUAGUUUGGAAAUGAGCAGUCACCUUAUUUCCAUAUUGUAAAAGAUGAUUAAAAGAAAAACUAUUUUUACUUAAUUUAAUAUUACAUGUACUGUAACCCUGCUUUCUCUGUAUCUGUAUCUAAAUGUCUAGUUCAUUCACAAACCAUAAAUUUAGUCAGAAAUUACAACGUUCUACUGACAUCCAUUUAAUUUUCCCCUAUGGGUUUAGAAAGUUGCACACUCCUACCUUACAGCCUUGAUGAUAUUUAGUAACAACAACAUGUGUUGUAUUUAUAUUUUAAGAGUAUGUUUGUGAUAUGUGAUAUGUGAUAUGAAAUGAAUAUUAAUUGGGGAAAAAAUGUUAACAUUCAGAAUGAGUAAAUUGUACACUGGAGCUAAAUUGUGUUCAGUCCUACUAUAAAUCAUGUUUGAACAAGCACCAUUUUUAUGAGUGACUUGUAAUAUAAAUGUAGAGUGCAAUAUGUGGAUGGGUGGCUUAUGUCUAUAUAAUAAUCUUUAUAGACUAUAAGAGGCCUUUGAGCAUUCACAAUGAUUUUCUUCUCAUUGUUCUUUUCUCUGUGAUGUUCAUGUUUUGUGUAUGUCCAUUAUCUACCUUUUCCUGUGCAAAUGACUAAUAAAAUGCUGCAUUUUUGAUGUAAAUGUAUACAUCAAUAUGAAAUAAAUCCUAUUUUAUAUUUUAAGCAAAAAAUAAUAAUAA
Molecule: messenger RNA, 3751 nt
Organism: Carassius gibelio (silver crucian carp)
Lineage: Eukaryota; Metazoa; Chordata; Actinopteri; Cypriniformes; Cyprinidae
Product: LON peptidase N-terminal domain and RING finger protein 2
Exons: 13
Coding region: 438-2723 (761 amino acids)
Molecular function (GO): protein binding
Source: RefSeq, a predicted model, not a curated record